AAUUGUAUUCAUACCAUUGGGACAUCGCUAGCUGCACCCGGACCCCACCACUUCCUUUCUUUUUAUCAUCUCCCCACACCCUCAGUCACCCCCAAAUCCCCUCCCCUUUCUCCACCGCCAUCACAAAGAAGAGAAGAUGAUGAAAGGGACCAAGAAAGCCAUCUUCCUUUUCCUCCUCCUCUCCUCUCUGGUCAUCAUCUCCCACUGCGUCACCCCCCUCACAAUAAAACCCGUGAACCGGGAUGAUGAUGAGUACCAGUGCGUGUAUACGGUGUACAUCAGGACGGGGUCCAUCUGGAAGGGUGGCACGGACUCGGUGAUCAGCCUCGUCCUCGCCGGAUCGGACGGCUGGGGCGUGGCCAUCACGGACAUCGAGUCGUGGGGCGGCAUCAUGGAGGCCGGCCACAACUACUUCGAGAGGGGCAACCUCGACAUCUUCAGCGGCCGGGGACCGUGCCUUUCGACCCCGCCGUGCUGGAUGAAUCUGACCUCAGAUGGGAGCGGGUCCCACCACGGGUGGUAUUGCAACUACGUGGAGGUCACAACCACAGGUCCCCAUAUGGGGUGCGCCCAGCAGCUGUUCACCGUCGAGCAGUGGCUCGCCACCGACGCCGCGCCCUACCAGCUCUACGCCACCCGCGACUCCUGCACCGGGCGCGGAAAUGCCGAGGAGGAGCCGAAGAUCGGCGAUCGGAUCGGCCGACACGUGACGCACGUGGCAUGAGAUCUCAGCUGAGUUUUGGUUGGCCGUGUUGCGAUUUGUCCUGUGUGGUUUUAAGCUUUGUUAAUUAUGAGCUACCUGUCGAUUAGUAAAAUAAAUGGCUGAGCGGUGAUCUUAUUUUA
Messenger RNA from Elaeis guineensis (African oil palm), 843 nucleotides. Its product is annotated as PLAT domain-containing protein 3. Gene Ontology annotation, molecular function: protein binding. Lineage: Eukaryota; Viridiplantae; Streptophyta; Magnoliopsida; Arecales; Arecaceae. The record is from RefSeq and is a predicted model, not a curated record.